AUGCGCAGCUCACUCGCACGGCUGGCCUCGGCAGCGACGCUGCACGGCCUUGCGCCCGCCGCCUCGGCUCUGCUGCCGCCCAUCCCCCUCUACCGGCGGCUGCUACGCGCCCAUCGGAAGCAUCUGCCCGCCGACAUGCGCGUCCUGGGCGACGAGUAUAUCAAGGCCGAGUUCCGAGCCCACCGCAAAGUCGAUAACCCGGCGCACCUGAUUGGCUUCCUCGCGGAAUGGCAGCUCUAUGCCCAGAAGAUAGAGGGUGACUCCUGGGUUGGCGAGAUGAUUGACCAGGGAAAGCUUGCAAAGUUGAGCGACGAACAAGUUCACCAGCUCUACGAGUUGAUGCAGGCAAUCAAAAGUCGCCAACAAGACGGAGAUCCCCAAUGA
This is a messenger RNA of Hirsutella rhossiliensis, 384 nucleotides long. RefSeq lists its product as uncharacterized. The record is from RefSeq and is a predicted model, not a curated record. Gene Ontology annotation, cellular component: mitochondrion; mitochondrial intermembrane space. The coding region runs from base 1 to 384 and encodes 127 amino acids. Gene Ontology annotation, biological process: succinate metabolic process; mitochondrial respiratory chain complex II assembly. NCBI's taxonomy places the organism in Eukaryota, Fungi, Ascomycota, Sordariomycetes, Hypocreales, Ophiocordycipitaceae. The transcript has 3 exons.